CAAAUGUUAAAUGAAAAUGGACAUCCUUUAUGGAGGUCAACACCUCCUAGAAAUGGCCAACAAGAUGAACAAAAAACAAACGUUCAACCUAGCGGUUCUCCUACCUUUUUACCUACAGAAUUUAAAAUUGGUGGAAACGCUGGGGCACCUCUCACACGUGCUGAGAAUCCUGAUGGAAAAAAGGUGAUCUCGAAUGGUUGUUCAAGGAUACAUCGGAUUUUAACGGAUGAGGAGAGGUUUCGAGGAUGUAAAACACGUUGGACAGAACUCGAAGUUCACGGACGUGUCAAAAACAUUUCGUCUGGUUUAUUUGAAAUGCGCCAUUUAACAGCUCUUUUCCUUGGAAAUAAUCAACUUCAAGUAAUACCUUCUGGAAUUUCACAACUUUGUAAUCUUACUUUGUUGGACCUUUCACACAACAAAAUACGAAAUCUACCUAAAGAGAUUGGAGAUAUGAUUUCUCUCUGCCAUCUCUAUUUAAAUUCAAAUCAGUUAAGAGUGUUACCUUAUGAACUGGGGAAGUUAUUUCGGUUGCAAACUUUUGCAUUGGCACACAACCCUCUUUCUCCAGAAAUCAGCAAAAUUUAUCAAGAUUUAAAUGGAGACAAGAAAUUAUUGCAAUAUUUAUUAGAUCAUCUUGCUUUAAAUAUUAUUCCGCCUCCAGAACGAAAUUGGAUUGCAGCUAGAAAUAUUGAUCCGGACAAACCUAUUGCUACAUUUACCAUUCUUUGUUACAAUGUUUUGUGUGAUAAAUAUGCCACUUCAAAUCUCUACUCUUACUGCCCACAAUGGGCACUUAAUUGGGAGUGCAGAAAACAAUACAUCCUCAAAGAGAUUUUCAAUUAUAGCGCUGAUAUAAUUACAUUACAGGAAGUUGAGACUGAGCAAUUCAAAACUUUAUUUCAACCAAAGCUGGAGGUGGAAGGAUAUUCUGGCGUAUUUUACCCAAAAUCACGGUCAAAAACUAUGAAUGAAGAAGAAAAAAAGUAUGUCGAUGGAUGUGCAAUUUUUUGGAAGAAAGACAAGUUUGAAAUGGAAAGAAAUCAACCAAUUGAAUUUACAAAAGUAGCAAUUGAAAAAGCACAAGCACAUGAAAAUAUGCUUAAUCGAGUAAUGCCUCGUGACAAUAUUGCUUUGGCAGCUGUUUUGCGUAUUAAAGACAACCUUUAUGGACCUCAUCGAGUACCUCCUAACACAAAUGAUAAUGUUAGCGGAAGUCUUUUGGUUGUCUGUACAGCACAUAUUCAUUGGGAUCCAGAAUUUUGUGAUGUAAAAUUAAUUCAGUCAAUGAUGUUAGUUCACGAAUUGCAAAAAUUGUUGGAUAUUGUUGCCGUAAAAUAUAGUUUAAAUGUUCAACAGAUUCCUGUUUUGAUAUGUGGAGAUUUUAAUUCUUUACCUGAUUCUGGUGUUGUUGAAUUUUUAAGUAAAGGAGCAAUAUCAAAAGAUCAUCCAGAUUUGAAAAGUUUUAGAGAGGAAAGCUGUCUAAGUUGUUUAUCAUCAGAUUUGAAGGAUCAAAGAAAUUUUACUCAUUCACUACGUCUUGAUAGCGCUGUUGAUACUGCACAGAUUCCGUACACCAACUAUACGCUUGACUUUAAAGGAACGAUAGAUUAUAUAUUUGCAACACCGCAGUCUUUGGCACGUCUUGGUACUCUUGGCCCACUUGAUUCCACUUGGGUUCAACAGAACAAGUUUGUUGGUUUUCCUCAACCACAUGUGCCUAGCGACCACAUUCCAAUAAUGGCACAAUAUGCAGUUAUUCCGGCAUCACACCAAAGAUCUCUGCCGCCUAUACAGCACUAUGGAUCGUCACAUUCGGGAGGGUUUGGUGCUAUUGGAAGAUGA
Molecule: messenger RNA, 1845 nt
Organism: Meloidogyne enterolobii
Lineage: Eukaryota; Metazoa; Nematoda; Chromadorea; Rhabditida; Meloidogynidae
Source: the annotation of a GenBank genome assembly